This is a messenger RNA of Sodiomyces alkalinus F11, 2056 nucleotides long. Its product is annotated as Galactokinase. Bases 149 to 1789 code for a protein of 546 amino acids. The record is from RefSeq and is a predicted model, not a curated record. The transcript is spliced from 2 exons. Gene Ontology annotation, biological process: carbohydrate phosphorylation; galactose metabolic process. Lineage: Eukaryota; Fungi; Ascomycota; Sordariomycetes; Glomerellales; Plectosphaerellaceae. Gene Ontology annotation, molecular function: ATP binding; galactokinase activity. Gene Ontology annotation, cellular component: cytosol; cytoplasm.
GCCUGUUCACUUGCAUUUUUCGUCUCUUCGUCGGGGGGUUUUUUUUUUCUUCUUCUUCUUUUCCUUUUCUUCUCUCCCUCUCUCACUUCUCCUACUCCGUCAGCAAUCAAGGACCAAGGCGACAGUUCGUUGACUGAGGUACGCCAAGAUGGCCGGCCCCGUGCCUGUCGCCCGCUCUCUCCGAGACAUCUACCCCGAAGACACCCUCUCAUCCCAGUCCAAGAGAUGGAGCGCCCUCCUCUCCACGUUUGAGGGCCUCCAUGGCCACCCGGCCGACUUCGUCUCUCGCUCUCCCGGCCGUGUGAACAUCAUUGGCGAACACAUCGACUACUCCCUCUAUUCCGUGCUCCCCAUGGCCAUCACUGCCGACACCAUCCUCGCCGUCUCGGCCUACGACGACCCGUCGUCCAACACGUCGUCCUCGACCUUUACGAUCCAAAUAUCCAAUAUUCACCCCGAAAAAUACCCAACUCGAGAGUUCGAGGUUCCAGUAGACGGCCCGGUCGAAAUUGACGCCACCCAGCACGAAUGGUCCAACUACUUCAAGAGCGGCCUUCGCGGUGCGCUCGAGCUCUUGCGUACGAAAUACGAGAAAGAGCACAAGAACGAGCAGGCAGCGGGCCUUGGCCUUCGCCCGAAAAGCAUGAAGAUCGUCGUGGACGGUGCCGUGCCCAUCGGAGCCGGUCUCAGCUCCAGCGCCGCCUUUGUCACGUCUUCCGCUCUCGCGGUCAUGAAGGCCAACGGGCACGACGCGGUCGACAAGACCGAGCUCACCGAACUGGCCAUCGUGAGUGAACGGGCCGUUGGCGUCAACUCCGGAGGCAUGGACCAGUCGGCUUCAGUCUUUUCUGAACGCGGCGCCGCCCUCUUCGUCUCCUUCGUCCCCCGACUCACCGCUCGUCCCGUCUUCUUCCCCACCGCCAAGCCGUCCCUCGUCUUCCUCGUCGCCCAAUCGUUCGUCACGUCCAACAAGUACGUCACCGGUCCCAUCCACUACAACCUCCGCGUGGUCGAGUGCACCCUCGCGGCUUCGUACCUCCACGCCGUCCUCAACCCGCCUGGCACCCAGCUCCCCGCCGACAACAGCCCGCUGGGCGCCAGCCUACACGGGUUCCACGAGACGUACUUUUACCACCAGCGGGCCCCUGAGGGAGGGGAGGGCCCGGAGUGGCGCACGCAGGAAGGGCAGCUCAGGGAGCUCAUCCGGCUCGCCAAGGAGACGCUGACGCGGGAAGAAGGCUACACGCGCGAGGAGGUGGCGUCGGUGCUGGGCCUCACGGUGGCGGAGCUGGAGGCGCAGUUCACGACGCAGAUCCCGAUCCGGGCCGAGCGGUUCAAGCUGCGGCAGCGCGCGCUGCACGUUUACGGUGAGGCGCUGCGCACGCUCGAGUUCCUGGCCCUCGUCGAGGGGGCUGCUUCGGGGGCGGCGGGCGAGAAUCGGAGUCCCGACACGACGGCGCUGAACGCCAAGCUCGGAGCCUUGCUGAACGAGACGCACGCGUCGUGCCGUGAUGUGUAUGAGAACAGCCACCCCGAGGUGGACGAGAUUUGCCGCAUCGCCCUGGAGGCCGGGGCCUAUGGGAGCCGGAUUACCGGGGCCGGGUGGGGAGGGUGCAGCGUGCACUUGGUGCCGGAGGAGAAGGUGGAGGCCGUCAAGGCGGCGUGGGAGGGGCAGUACUUUUCCAAGAAGGAGCUGACGGCCGAGCAGAGGGCGGAGGCCAUGGUGGAGAGUGGGCCCGGAAGCGGAAGUGCAUUAUUCGUGGUCGAAGAAGGGUCUCUUGCGGUAUGAACGGCGGGCAAUCGAUGGGAAUUUUUCUUUUCUUUUUUUGCCACCAGAUACGUUAUCAGGCGGGCUUGCGUUCCGUUUACCUGCCUGUUCAGGCAGUGAAUUCAUUAAACGGUCUUGGACGUUUGCCUAUCGUGGCAUACGAUACGAUACGAUACGAUACAACACGAUACGUUAUGCAUGGGCCGUCUUUCUGGAGUCGCGGUCUUCCGCCCCCUGUCAGAUACAGCGUAACCGUAACCGUUGAAUCGGGUCAAAAUUGAAGGGUAA